UGGAAAGCAAAAACAAAUAUGGCGGACGGAAUGACACAACAUUGUGAUCUGUGUAAAAGGCUGCGAUUGUCGUUACAUUGGCAUAUAAAAUCGAAAAAUAUGACUGCUGUCGUUCAAUUAAUCCUUGCAAGUCUUACUGGUGUCGCCGUGGCGUUAAUCGCAACCUACCUUCCUUCGAUAUGGCCACCAUGGUUUGGGCGACCUUCCCUGGAAUCAUACGCACCCGGCUUCAAUCUUGUUUUAGCUCCGCAGAAAGCUUUGGAAGAGAAACGUAAGUUUUGUUCCUUUCUUUUGCUGCCAUAUAUUUGGGUCGAUUUUGUAGGCGAAAUGUCACCUACACUUAAUUUAAAAGCAGUCAGCUUCUUUUUGUAAAGUUAGAAUCUUACUCCUUCGUCCCUCGAUCUCUCUUACGUAAGCUUAGAGCAAUCCUAAGCCUUAACAGGCGACAUUUGCGUUAUCCUACUUUUUGUAUUAUUAAGACGUUAUCGUGAAAUGGCAAUAUUUUGCUGACUACGUUGAUUGAUCCUACUCUGUUAUACGACACAUUUUUUAAUUUUGUGACUGAUCACUAUGUGCCGUUGAUGUUCUCAUAGUUUGAUACAAGCUUAAAUGAAUGUAUUUUUUCUAGCAGUCUACAAGAUAGACUGAAUAAAGUAACACGUUUUUUUGUUGCUUGCUGAAUAUGGUAUGCUAAUGGUAAAAAUAUUUAACAACAAAAAAAAGAUCAAAAGAUCACAGUCAGGUAUGAGGACCUCUUAACGGGGGGAGGGAAGGUACAUUUGUCCCCAGUCUGAAUUUCAAAACCUGUCGUUUUGCGUAUUAAGGAGGAGGCCCUGGUGGUAUUUCACUAAAAUUGUAUUUAUGAUCGUCCUGGUAGCUGAUGCAGUUUCGACCUAUCUUUGUGUCGUGGUCAUCAUUUCAUCUGUCUUAUGUCACUGCCAUGUAGCUUGACAGAAAUUUACCCCAACAGGGCCUCAGGUUUGUCAUUAGUGGAAACAUUUUGGUAAGUGACUAACACUGCCAAGCUGCCAAUCAUAUUUUACAUUGGACCAUGAAAGAGUUCCUAUCUGUUUGUACCUGUUGAGAGCAGAAAAUUAUGGUGAAGAUUCAUCAUCAUCAUCAUCAUCAUCAUCAGGUCGAGCUGCCUCGGGCAUUCAUGAGCCUAUCACACCAUCCAUGGUGAUCCUGCAACAAAGCAGGGAGGUCGUUUGGAAGGCAUCCUGUGUCUCUGCAGAGUUGGUUGAUGAGGUGAUUGCAGGGCGACCAACCCACCUUUCACGAUGGUUAGGUGACAACGUGCAAAGAAAGUCGUGUCUGAUAGCCCGGGCUUGUGGAUUUUGCUAUCGGGCUAGUGAUUUUUGUUCUUAACUUGCCCGACGAGCAAGUGCUGUUUUUUUGGGGGGAAAAUUCAAAUUACAGAAGGAUUGUAGUAAAUCCUGCUAAUCAAAAAGGGUUUGGGGCGACUUGAAAUGACUUGUGGGCUGGUACAUGCUAGCUACAGCUUGCCUGAAUGGCAGGCUGUAAAAGUGACUUUCUUUCCACCCUGGGUGACCAGAGCGGUAGAUUGCUAGCGAGUUCUUGUUUUGCUCGCCAGCAGUGACCUGCAAAGCACAUUCUUCGUUCACCUAAGAUUGUAGAACUGUCAGGGAUGGUGAAGAUUAUCAUGUAGAAAUGGCGGUCCCGUCCACUGCAGGUGGUGUUAAAAACAUGUUCUCAAUAAAUAGUAUUAAAUUUAUUAAGCUGAGUAUUUUUUUUCCAGCUCCAUUACAUGGAGAAGCCCUUCAGGCACUUAAAGUUGCUUUGGAAAUGUUAAAUGAAGGAAAAAGAGACAAAGCUUUGAGACUGUUUAAACAAGCUGAAGCUUUAUCUCCUCAUCAUCCAGACAUUUUACUACACUACGGGGAAUUUAUUGAGGAAGAAGACAUUAUCCAUGCCGAGCAUCUUUAUGUCAGAGCUCUAGCAGUGAGUCCUGGCAACUCCAGAGCAUUAGCUAACAGAGGAAGAACAUUACCUAAAGUGCGGCAACUUGAUCAAGAAAUGCUUGAUAAGAUUGAUAGCAAAAGGGAUGAAUUAUUUCGCAUCCCAAAAGGAAGCUUGGCCAUGAAAAGAGCUGUUACCGAGGCCUAUUAUCAACACAUUUACCACACAAAUGCCAUUGAAGGCAACACUAUGACUUUGUCAAUGACCAGAGCAGUUGUUGAAACAAGAAUGGCAAUCUCUGGGAAAAGCAUUUUAGAACACAAUGAAGUGUUGGGACUUGAUGAGGCCAUGAAAUUUAUCAAUGGAUCUUUAUUGCAAAAACAAGAGAAACUUACAGUAGAUGAUAUUCGUGAAAUUCAUAGACGGGUUCUAGGACAUGCACAUCCCUUGGAAGCUGGGAGAUACAGAACGACUCAGGUUUACGUCUCGGACCAUGUUCCUCCGAGUCCAGCAGACGUUGAACAUCACAUGAAUGAGUUUAAUGAUUGGCUGUUAUCCAGAGAACCAGAAAUGCUGCAUCCGAUUGAAUUUGCAGCACUGGCUCAUUAUAAACUUGUUUACAUUCAUCCCUUCACUGAUGGCAAUGGAAGAACUGGAAGGCUUGUCAUGAAUUCUAUUUUAAUGCGCGCAGGAUUUCCUCCUGUUAUAAUACGCUAUCAAGAUCGGCAUGACUAUUACGAGUUCUUGAACAUAGCCAAUCAUGGAGAUGUAAGGCCUUUCAUAAGAUUUGUUGCCCGGUGCACUGAAAGAACAAUAGAUGAGUAUUUGUCUGUGACAACUAUCUAUCCAGUUGGGCACAGUAAACAUCCAGAGCUCACAGAUGCUCAUGACCUAAAUCAUGAAGAUGAUGACAAGUGGCCAAGAUUAAAGCCAUAUAUAUAGAGGAUAUUACACGGUGGUGCCAAGAUAUGAAUUUUAUUUCCGAGUGGCAAAACACUAUUUUACAAACGAGCGCAGCAAGUGAGUAAAAUAUUGUUUUUGCCACGAGAAAAUAAAAUUCAUAUCUACAAGCUGCCAUGUAAUGUUCUUUUUAUUAUAUAGACAAAAUGACAUCGAUAAAAUAAUGGAGGAAAAUUACCAAAAUUACGUCAUCGAUAAACUCGCGUGUGAGAUUAUGGAAAAUAAACCACUCGGGUCCCGGAUGUAGUUUUUAUGAAUUUUACAAGUGGUAUAUUUUCCAGUAAAACACUCGUGUCUAUAUAAUAAAUGACAUUAUAGUGUUGAUAUUUAUUACCUGAUAGCAUAGCAAUCCAGUCACAGAUAUAUGGUGUUUUAAAAUUCAAACCUCUCGCUCUUGUUUUGUUGCAAAUAAUGUUUUUGCUAAAAGCUGUUUUCUUAAUUAAUUCAUGUCAAAAUCAGUGAAUCAGCGGUACAAUAUAUGGAAAUAGAAAUAGAUGGCAGUUUAGUUCCUUUAUUUUACCAAAGUUGAAAUACAUAAAUACUUCAGUAAAUACAAGAAUGGUAAACUUCCAAGGAACCCCAGAAGAAGCUAAGAGGCUUAUAUGCAUGAAAAUGUAGUUGCCUUGUCUCAUUACUGUGAGGUAUUGCUGAUAAUAAAUUUUAAUAAAUUUUUUUCUAUUACAUCCCAAGGUCAUUGUUUAGGAGACUUGAAUUAUUGGCAAACUACAGUCUAGCUUGAUCUUUUUCCCAGCAAUAACCUGGCUUCUUUUUUUGAUACGAGUAAAUAAAAUGCAAC
Molecule: messenger RNA, 3676 nt
Organism: Porites evermanni
Lineage: Eukaryota; Metazoa; Cnidaria; Anthozoa; Scleractinia; Poritidae
Source: the annotation of a GenBank genome assembly